UGGAAGUGUUGUAUUUUGCGAAGAGCGCCGACAUAACAGGCAUUCGCUCCGAGACCAUUUCUGUGCCCCAGGAAAUAAAAGCCUUGCAGCUGUGGAACGAGAUAGAAGCGCGACACCCCGGGUUGGCGGAUGUCCGAGACCAGGUGAUACUGGCCGUGCGUCAGGAGUAUGUCGAGCUGGGAGAGCAGCUCCUCCUGCUUCAGCCAGGGGACGAAGUGGCCGUCAUCCCCCCCAUUAGUGGAGGGUAGUGCUCGGGAGCCCCCCGAGGACGCGAGGAACGAUAUGAGUGAAGUUGAAGAGAAAUCUAAAGACAUAAUAAAAUUCACCACUGAGAAACUUUCUAUAGAGGAAGCCUCGCGGGCAGUGACAUCUCCACGCUGUGGCGCCAUAUCCCUGUUCGUAGGGACCACAAGAAAUAACUUUGAAGGGAAAAAAGUCAUUAGCUUAGAAUACGAAGCCUACAUCCCAAUGGCGGAAAACGAAGUCCGGAGGAUCUGCAGGGACAUCAGGCAGCAGUGGCCGGUCAGACACAUCGUGGUGUUCCACAGACUCGGCUUAGUUCCCGUGUCGGAAGCCAGCGUGGUCAUUGCUGUGUCGUCAGCCCGCAGGGCCGCGUCCCUCGAGGCCGUGAGCUACGCCAUCGACACUUUGAAAGCCAAGGUGCCCAUAUGGAAAAAGGAAAUGUAUGAAGAAUCGUCAUCAUCUUGGAAGAGAAACAAAGAGUGCUUUUGGGCCACCACCGAGUAAAUCACUCACGUGUUUGGAGUGCCAACAUUUAAAUUGCAUCAACUUUGAUGACGCUUUGAUUUUUCUUCUGCAGAAGCUGAGAGAGUUUAGUGGGAGGACUUAACACUGGAACAAGGGACAGAGGAAGGGCUUCCAGGGACAAAAUGGAAGAAUACGUUCAAUGUGAGGGACGGGUCAGCAGCAGGCAGACUGUCCCGUGGCCAGGUUCUCAUUGUCACAGGACUUGCUGCCUUGCCGCGCCCUCCUGCUGAGCUCCUCUCCCUCAGCACCCGCCCCCACCCCUCCCGUCCCAUGAUGUCAUUGUUAUCAGGAAGUGUCACAGGACGGUGGCAGAACUGGAAGGUGUACAGAGUCAUUAUCGGACAGUCUUGAUAUAUUUUUAGAAUUUCUAUAUUUAAAAAAAUAAACAAAAUAAACACAUGAUUAAAAACGUUUAAUACAA
Messenger RNA from Pteronotus mesoamericanus, 1189 nucleotides. RefSeq names its product molybdenum cofactor synthesis 2 (gene MOCS2). Gene Ontology annotation, biological process: Mo-molybdopterin cofactor biosynthetic process. The record is from RefSeq and is a predicted model, not a curated record. The transcript is spliced from 6 exons. Gene Ontology annotation, cellular component: cytosol. NCBI's taxonomy places the organism in Eukaryota, Metazoa, Chordata, Mammalia, Chiroptera, Mormoopidae. Gene Ontology annotation, molecular function: molybdopterin synthase activity. Bases 169 to 747 code for a protein of 192 amino acids.